UUGAGAUGGUUGCAUGCAAUGCCAAAAGUCGGGUAUAGACUCAGCCACAAAACACCAGCUGCAAGCUCCUGUAUAUUUUUUGAAGUGUUCGCGGUGCUAGAAUGAAUGAAGCAGCUCUUUUUGGGUCCAGUGAGCCACUGUACAGCCAUGGCAAUGAACUUGUUGCCACGCUGCGCCUCUGUCCACCACCAGUCUGGAGCAUGCCGCAGUCCAUUUCUCACACCUUCAGAGGGGCUUGCGACUCUCAACCCGCCAGCUUGGCAUCAAUGCCAUGCGAAGAGUGGAAUAGGAAAUGGAUUCUUGGGGAGACCUGUCAAUAUCAUUGCCCCCAUGAUUUGCAUUUCGAGAGCCUUAAGAUUAAAAGUGAGAGCGCAGAGAACUGAAUACUCUGCAACAUUUGAAGAUCUUAAGAUCCAAUGUACAGGAGACGUCGUGCGGAGUUAUUUGCACACCACUGCGCUCUCGGCAGAAUUACUUCGUGGUCCGGGUGGAAGAUCCAAAUUUGUAUCACAGGAGGCCUGCAAAGCACUAGUGGAGGCUGAGAGUGUUUGCAAGGGCUUUCUUCCACAAGUUCUCCGUGGAUCUGCCUUAGUCUCGAAAAUCCUUGACCUUCUUGUUGAAUCUUUCAGAGAUGCAGCUUCUGGCAGCAACUCCUUCAGGGCACUGGAGACGCCCCUUCUCACCUUUCACAACAAAGCACCGCUGAAUAUGCGAAAGGCUCUUCAAGGGAGGAUUGUUAGCGCUGCUGGGAAGUUGCUCAGCUCACCGCCGGAAACUUAUCCACUUGGUAUUUCGCUAACGGCUUUGGCUGCGGCAGUGCGAGGGCCAGGCGGGUGCGCGCAGGAAGGCUUCCCCAAUGUGUGGGUGGGAUACUUUAAGUUGUGUUUGUAUUUGUGCCACGUUGGCGUUUGGAAACUGAACAUGUUGGUAGCAAAACCCAUCAUUUGUGGUCCCCUUACGCACCACCUUCGUCAGAGGUGCAAAAACGUAGCGGUUUGUGAUAUUCAAUGGAGCCGAACCCAAAAGGUGCAGAGCCGACACCGCCGCCUGACAGCUGUACAAUGACAAAAACGUGCCACGUGUGCAAGGCAAGGGUGUUGCGCACAGCGACCUUUUCUAGCGCAUAAAUGUUUCACGUAAUGAUGCAAGAUCAUUUAGCUAUUUUUGGAGUGGUUCCUGAAACGACCCACAAAACGUGGUGAAGGGAUUGUUUUUGAUGCAGCUAUAUAGUAUCUUAGUUUUGUCCUGUGUUUUGUUUUAUACAUCCUAUGGAUCCAUUUUUGGCCUUCCCGCGCACAAACCAACGAAUUCCAUGUUUGGAUACAUUGUCCUAUGCCUGCGACAUUUGGAUAGACGACGCUGCUUUUGUAUUCCCGAUCAUGCAAGGACCACCAACUGACUGUCACAUUUAGCUUUUGGUAUUUUUGGAUUGCGGAGGUUUGCUUGUUGCUUUGCUUCGGUCAUGCGGCCUCAGGGGAUGUGUCGAGAUGGAAGCCGCCUGAAGUGCUCCAGAUCCAAUCAGAGAGCCGAUGGAAAAUGCCUGCAGACGUUCGCUCACAGGUGUUGGAACGUGACGGGGAGAGAUGUUGGUACUGUGGCGAAAAACACACCGAUGGAACAAACACUUUAACAGUGGAUCAUUGGAUCCCUCUUUGCAGAGGCGGUACAAAUGCGAUGGUAAACCUUGUUUGUGCUUGCAGUAGCUGCAACGAGUUGAAGGGCAACUAUAUGCCCGAUGAUUUUGCAGCCGCAACGGGUUCAUUUUGAAGGGGAACGUGAACAAGCUCCGCGAGAUGUUCUUGCAAAGCAGGAAUGCUUGCAGCUGCCAGCACUGAUUGCAGACUGCUGGAUUGCAGACCGUGUGAUGCAGCAAAA
Durusdinium trenchii is the source of this 1875-nucleotide messenger RNA. The record is from the annotation of a GenBank genome assembly. Lineage: Eukaryota; Dinophyceae; Suessiales; Symbiodiniaceae.